Tilletiaria anomala UBC 951 is the source of this 1610-nucleotide messenger RNA. RefSeq names its product acyl-CoA dehydrogenase NM domain-like protein. The record is from RefSeq and is a predicted model, not a curated record. Lineage: Eukaryota; Fungi; Basidiomycota; Exobasidiomycetes; Georgefischeriales; Tilletiariaceae. Gene Ontology annotation, molecular function: oxidoreductase activity, acting on the CH-CH group of donors; flavin adenine dinucleotide binding. The transcript has 9 exons. The coding region runs from base 129 to 1478 and encodes 449 amino acids.
GUACAUCUUCGUAAAUGCCUGAUGUUCGCAACAUCUUGGCCAUCUAAAGUGGGAUUCAACCAAGCGAAAGGGCCGCCAUCUCAUCCCUGCGAUUCAAUCACAGCACCUUCAAAGCAGCAGUAGCAACCAUGACAACCUUGACCAAGCCCACGAUCCCCUUCAGCGAGGCGCCCUGGAUCUCCGGCCUGCCCAGUCCCUACUUUAAGGAGUCGCAUAAGAAACUCCGCGAAUUUGUGCGCAGAUGGACAGAUCAGCACCUCUUCCCCAACGCUGCACGUCUUGAAGAGAGCGGUAAAGCUGACCCAAAGAUCUACGCCCAAGCUGCCAAGGAUGGCCUGCUGAUCCCAUUUGCUCUCGGAGCAAAGAUACCACGCAAACUCUACGAUGAAUUCGCCGAAGGUAUAAAGCUGCCGGCCGGUAUCGAACCCGAGGAAUGGGAUCACUUCCACGACUAUGUGCUCUGUGACGAGCUGCACCGCGUUGGCAACGGCAGUGCGAUCAUGUCCAUGUACGGCGGGUUGGCUUACGGAGCAGGACCGAUUGUGAACUUUGCGAGCAAGAAGCUCCAGGAACGCUUCCUCCCUGAUCUUCUGACGGGUAGAAAGCGAAUUGCCCUCGCCAUUACGGAACCAAAGGCAGGGUCAAAUGUCGCGAACCUUUCAACCACCGCCGAGCUAACGCCGGACGGCAGACACUUUAUCAUCAACGGAACCAAGAAAUGGAUCACAAAUGGCGUCUGGUCCGACUAUUUGACAACGGCAGUGCGUACUUCUGGAAAGGCAGGUGACUCCAAUGGAAUUACCUUCAUCAUCAUCCCCGUUCGUGGUCCGGGAUCCGAAGGCGUGGAGUUGAAGCAAAUGAAGAUGACGGGUAGCAGCGCGAGCGGCACGACGUUUGUCGACUUUGACCAAGUCAAAGUGCCACGGGAAAACGUGAUUGGUAAGGAAGGUGAAGCGCUGAAGUACAUCUUCUACAACUUUAACCAUGAGCGUAUGACGAUUGCUAUCUUCGCCAACCGUUACGCCCGAGUAUGCCUUGAAGACGCGAUCGCACAUUCCAUACGCCGCGAGGUAUUCGGUAAGAAGCUGAUUGAGAACCCUGUGGUCCGCUACGAAAUUGGUCACAUGGCACGGCAAGUCGAGUCUCUCCAAGCUUGGAUCGAAAUGCUGCUGUACCAGCAGAACAACCUCACCGUCGAGCAAGCCAAUGUCCUAACCGGUGGCCAGACGGCCGCUUUAAAGGCGCACGCGGGAAUCGUGCUCGAGAACGUAUGCAGUGGCUGCACACAGCUGUUGGGUGGCCUGGGCCUGACGCGCGGUGGUACCGGUGCGCGCAUUGAGCAGAUUUGGAGGGAGGUCAAGGCGUUCACCAUCCCCGGUGGAUCCGCAUCCGUGAUGAUCGACCUUGCCGUCAGGCAGCAGCUCAAGCUUAUUCAGUCGCUGGCGCAGGAGGGACGCAAGAGCGGCUCCAAGCUGUAGUUUCACUUCCCUAUGUAGAAGCAGAACUACCUCCCUAGCCACUGCCUGCGGACCACAGCUGUGCCUGAACUGGCCUAAGAUAUGGGCCCUUAAGCGUACUAUAAAGUGCAACCCCGUAGAACAUCAACAAAC